Messenger RNA from Paramacrobiotus metropolitanus, 1944 nucleotides. RefSeq lists its product as uncharacterized. The record is from RefSeq and is a predicted model, not a curated record. Bases 92 to 1813 code for a protein of 573 amino acids. Gene Ontology annotation, molecular function: metalloendopeptidase activity; zinc ion binding. Lineage: Eukaryota; Metazoa; Tardigrada; Eutardigrada; Parachela; Macrobiotidae. The transcript is spliced from 4 exons. Gene Ontology annotation, biological process: proteolysis.
GAAGACUUUUUUCGGUUUGGCAAGCACACGCGCUGUUUAGGUUGUGCAGAAUAUUUAAUAAACUGCUGUUGAGUAUUUGGAAAUUUCUUUCAUGGAUAGAAAGAGAAAGUUCAGCUCUUUGCUCCUAUCCGUCCUCAGUGCUAUACUGAAGUUAAUCAUUGUCACUGCAGUAUCCGACGAAGGCGGUAAUGUCGAGAUUACCACAGAUCUGUUUUAUCAACCGGGUAACUUUUCUGAUGCCAGUGCUGAAGCGGGAACUGGUCCAAGACUGUGGCCAAAUCGCACAGCGAUUCCUUAUUACAUCAGCAGCGAAUUCGACAAGCCACAGCAAGACCUGAUCACGAAAGCACUCCGAAUUAUGGAGAAAAAGACAAAUGGCUGUAUUUCGUUUACGGCCAGAACGGACGAAUGGGAUUAUAUUUAUUUUAAGCGCAUGUAUUCCGGCGGGUGUGAGUCGGAACUUGGACACAAAGGUUCUUAUCAGUACAUCUAUUUAGCGGUACCCAGCUUAUUCUCAUCCGCGGACUGUAUGUACAUUGGGAAAAUACAACACGAGGUUAUGCACGCAUUGGGUUUUGACCACGAACAUGAGCGCCCGGAUCGAGACCAGUAUGUUGACAUACGCCGUGGAAAUAUUGAUUCUGAUGAAUACGAACGAAAUUUCGCUAUCAGUGGAACAAUGUACACUUUUGGAACCAAAUACGACUACAAUUCUAUCCUUCACUAUGGUACGUUUCAUGGCAUCCAAGAUGUAGUCCAACCCUGCAUAGUACCUAAGAAAGGACUGAUUGUGCGCAUGGGCCAAACCCUUCGCAUGAGUUCGACAGAUGUGGCAAAAAUCAUGAUUGCCUACAAGUGCCCAUUGACUGUGAUUCCUGUGGUCGCAGAAGCUGCUAUCAGCGAUGAGUUCCCGAAUUUCUCCCUGGAACCGAUGACCGACGACGAGUGUUGCGUGCAGUUCAACAGGUACUGCAAUUCCGACAUCACAACGCCUUAUAACUGCGCAAAGCGGAGAGAUUAUCGUAUCAUGUGCCAGUCAAAAGCACCGGUUGACGUGCUGGAACGAAUGACGCUGGCUAUGACAGCGAAGCCCUUGCGCCUUGUGUCGAUCAGUGCAGAAGAGGAACUGAUAUCUAAGUCCUCGUUUACGCCCAUACAACGCCAGGUUUUGAAGCUGCAGCUGUGGAACUGCACCACAGACCGAGUGACCUCUAGGUUGCAGAAACUGAAUUUCAGCAACCUCCUGCAUUUCGAGCUUUACAACUGUUAUAACUUGGAUAUUGAAAAGGCAGACUUCGGGGUUUCUCCGCGACUGCGAAUCAUUUUGUUCUUAAACAGUACGAUUUAUGCCCUCCAGAUAGGUUCCUUCAUGGACCUGCCAAGCCUGCAGAUCCUUUCUUUGGAAGCGCUGUCAGACAGUCAAAAAUAUUACAACUUCGUACCGGCAUAUCGCACUCAUUUGCGGAACCUUCACUGCAGCUGCGAAUUCGCUUGGUAUCGAUCUUGGUGGCGCGAAAACAAAAGACUGCGGCUUCGUACGGAAGCUGGGGAGCUGUAUUCCUUUGAGGGACCUAGUGCUGGGACGUUUUUCAGCAGCGACGAGUUUACGAGAGAAGACCUCUAUCAUCCCAUCAACUGCAGCGCUGAUCCGUUUCCACUUAGCACGGAAUGGAUUAAUUAUUACACGCAAACUGAUUACUCGGUUAAUGAACCAAACUGCAACGCGUCAACAUCUGCUGUCAUUACAAGCUCCAACGCCACGCAAAGUCAAAACUGGCUUUUGUCUUGGAACUGGCUUCGUUUAAGUAUUUAGUGACCAAAAGACUUUGCUUAAAAUGCAUUUCAUUUGGGGCUAAACUUGCUUAUUUGCUGUCAUUCAUCAUAAUAAAUUCCACAAAAUUUAUAUACACCGUUCGUUCAUAAAGUACUGUACAUACAACACUG